Molecule: messenger RNA, 492 nt
Organism: Sphaeroforma arctica JP610
Lineage: Eukaryota; Ichthyosporea; Ichthyophonida
Exons: 4
Molecular function (GO): ATP binding; ATP-dependent chromatin remodeler activity
Source: RefSeq, a predicted model, not a curated record
GGUAUUCAGUUCCUGUUCGAUCACUACAAAGAAAACCGGGGCGCAAUCCUGACUGACGAUAUGGGUCUGGGCAAGACUAUCCAGACGAUUGCUCUCCUGUACGCAGUGCAGCAUAAGACCGGAAGAUACAAGGAUGAUAAGAUGCCGGACACUGUCAGAAGGGUGAUGAAGAAGCAGAUCACGCGAAGGCCGGUAUUGAUAACCACCCCUGCGUCCAUCUGCGCACAGUUCAAGGCAGAGAUUGAGACCUGGGGCUAUUUUGAGGUCUACCACGUGAAUGGCACCACACACACUGUGCAGCAGGUGGAGCAGUUGAUUGGCCACAAUGCAUUGGACAUCGUCCUGUGCUCACAUGAUAACUUAGCAUCGAAUGUCGAGUUUUACAACACUAUCAAUUGGGAUAUGAUCGUAGUGGACGAGUUACAUAAAAUCAAGACGCUGACUAGUGCGCGCAGGAAGGCGUUUGACCAGCUCCUCUGUGUCCGCAGGUGA